CAGGAAUCAUGACUCGACCUAGGCUCGGGAAAUAUCUUCAUCAGGCUCUCAUUCACUAUCCAAGGAGGAAUUCUCUUAUUCCACCUAUCGCCAUUCUCACAAGAUAGCCUGAUCAGUGGUAUUGAUUCCGCAAACCGUACUCAUCAGCGUCAUCUAAAAACCUAUAUAGUUCAAUGCCAGAAAACGAUCUCUCAAUGGCUCUUUCUUUCAAAGAAGCACUUCAACGGCUUGAGAACCGUCGCGUCAAAGCAACGCGUCCAUUGAUUCCGCCUCAAAUCCUGCAGGAAGAUCUCCCUUUGACUUUUCUUGCUGCUAACACCGUCGUUGAGGGACGUCGGGCAACUGAAAAUAUACUCAGAGGCAACGACGAUCGGCUGAUAGUGGUGGUUGGUCCUUGCUCGGUCCACGAUGUGGGUGCGGCAAUUGAAUAUGCCAAGCUGCUCAAAGCCUAUGCGGACGUGGCUAAGGAUGACUUGCACAUCGUUAUGCGCGUAUAUUUUGAAAAACCUCGUACGACUGUCGGAUGGAAAGGGUUGAUUAACGAUCCCGACAUGAAUUGCAGUUUCCAAAUCAACAAGGGCCUGCGCAUCGCGCGCACCCUCCUUUUAGAUAUAGCUAAACUUGGUUUGCCUGCCGGCUGCGAGUUCCUCGAUACAAUUUCACCUCAGUACACCGCCGAUUUAGUAUCCUGGGGAGCUAUUGGCGCGCGCACCACGGAAUCUCAAGUGCACCGAGAGCUGACCUCUGCACUGUCGAUGCCCACUGGAUUCAAGAAUUCGACCGACGGAUCCGUUGGCAUUGCGAUAGAUGCAUGCCGUGCCGCUCGGAGUGGCCACGUCUUUCUCAGUGUGGGCAAAGAAGGCCUUAGCAGUAUCAUUGAAACCGAGGGCAACCCAGACACACAUGUAAUCUUGCGUGGUGGCUCUAAAGGCCCUAAUUAUGCUGCAGAAUACGUCCGUGAUUGUGGCGAGAAGCUGUCCAAAGCUAGUCUUCCUUGCAAAAUCAUGGUUGACUGCAGUCAUGGAAACAGCCAAAAACAACAUCGUAGGCAGACUGAAGUUGUAGAAGACAUCGCUCAACAACUGGGGAGCCAGGACACGUCGGCGUUCAUUAUGGGUGUCAUGCUUGAGUCUAAUCUCGUCGAGGGACGGCAAGAUUUACCGUCGAGUGGUCCUACUGGCCUCAAAUAUGGCCAGUCAGUCACCGAUGCUUGUCUGUCUUGGGACAUGACCGUCCCCGCUCUUGAGCGUUUGCGUGAAGGUGUUCGCGCUCGCCGAGAGUUGGUUUACUCAAAAAUCCAAAGGCUUGGAACUUCUGGCUAACGGCGCGAAGGAACCUGAAGCUCAAUGAUACCGGUGGCAUCAAUAGCUCCAAUGGCCAUUAAUGCGGUGUACGUUGUGUAUUGAUUUUACUGUCGAUCAUCGCGUAUUAUGAGCUUUUUGUAUACUCAAUCGCAUAUAUAUCGAAAUGUACACUACCUGAUUUAACAAUGUCCUGUCUUCCA
Suillus discolor is the source of this 1504-nucleotide messenger RNA. RefSeq lists its product as uncharacterized. The record is from RefSeq and is a predicted model, not a curated record. Gene Ontology annotation, molecular function: 3-deoxy-7-phosphoheptulonate synthase activity. Bases 174 to 1322 code for a protein of 382 amino acids. Gene Ontology annotation, biological process: aromatic amino acid biosynthetic process. Gene Ontology annotation, cellular component: cytoplasm. The transcript has 8 exons. NCBI's taxonomy places the organism in Eukaryota, Fungi, Basidiomycota, Agaricomycetes, Boletales, Suillaceae.